Molecule: messenger RNA, 3753 nt
Organism: Drosophila ananassae
Lineage: Eukaryota; Metazoa; Arthropoda; Insecta; Diptera; Drosophilidae
Gene: Ube3a
Product: ubiquitin-protein ligase E3A
Exons: 8
Coding region: 345-3323 (992 amino acids)
Biological process (GO): protein polyubiquitination; ubiquitin-dependent protein catabolic process
Molecular function (GO): ubiquitin protein ligase activity
Source: RefSeq, a predicted model, not a curated record
GCCUAUGGACGUUUUGCAGCACUAGCCCCGCUGAUGAUUUUCAAUAUUGCUUCGCUUCAAAAACACUUGCGUUUAAAACUCUAAAUUGUCAAAUUUCUGUUAUGAAUCGUUUGUGAUCGACCCCAGUUGUCGACGAAAGGAAGUUGGCGACCAACUCUCCAUGCGCGUCCACCAGAGGCACGGCGGCAGAGGCAGAGGCAGCAACAGAGCAGCGAGGUCAAACAGAGGGACAUCAACAUCGAUUUUUUUGCACCCUUUUUUUUUCUUUUUGUUGGGCACCGCAUUUUUGCAAACAAAGAGCAAGGCGGCGGUGGGGGGCGAGUAGCUAAAAGAUUUUAGCAAAGAUGAGUGGCGGAAGCAACGAAGAACAGCAGCAGCAGCAGCUGCCAGGUGUUUCCAGCAUCGCAUCCGGAUCUGGAGCAGUUUCGGGAGGCGGCCGGGCCACGCCGGAAAUGAAGCGUUCCGAAGUUCGCAGCUUGAUCCAAAGAUACUUCCACCAACUGCAGUCUGGUUGCGGGAAUGCUCACUGCACCAACGCCAAUUGCGCCUCCAGCGGCAAGGUGGCGCCCAUGACGGCCAACGAGGUGGCGGCCAAAGCCCUGCAGCUCUUCUCGCAAGAUGCACAGCUUUGCGAGCCGGUCAGUAGUCCCCAGGAUGUGGACAUGCUGUCGCCUAAUGACAGUAGUAGUAGCAGUAGCGGUAGUGGAAGCUCUACCAGCACAAUCACUUCUACCAGCACUGCCACCACCACCAGCACGAAAUCACAAUCCCAAUCACAGAGUGCUUCGCGUAAUGUGGUGGUGGCAGUUUUAAACGAGGACCCCAUCUUGAGUGUGCCUCCCUUGGAUUUGAGCGGCCUUGAGCCUUCAUCCGGGGGCUCAGGUCCAUGCACACCAACUUUACCGCCUGUUCAGAGCUUGGAAGCGAAUAGCCUGAUAGCUCUCUUCGAGCAGUGUCGGGCUGGAGACAGCUACGAUUUAAUCUGUCACGCGAUCGGUGAUGUUUUUUCCAAUGUGGAUCGACUGAGCAAGAGUUUCAUAAGAAGCGCAGAUUCGGAGGCUUCCAGUGGCCUUCAGGAGUUACUGGCUAAUCCACCCGAGGCUCUUAACAAGGAGCAGCUGCGCACUCUGGAGGGCGAGCACGACAAGGACGAGGACAGCACUCAGCAAGAGCAAGAAGAACUAGAAGAAGAGGCGCCGGCAACUACACCGACAACAGAAUUAAUAAACCGGGAAGCUCCAGCCGAAAUAGAGGCAGAGCCCGAGGACGAGGAUGUGACCAUGGCCCAUGUGUCCGGUGAGGAAGAUUCCGUGGAAGAUCCAUCUCAGAGCAGUGACACUAAGGUGGACUUUCAUGGUCUCCGCCGUGUGCAGCGACUCCUCUUCGGCUCCCAAACGCGAGUCGUCACAGAGAAGCUGACCACCAGUGUCAUCCAGCUGGCGGACUGGGUGCAUUACAUGCGGCCCGAUUGGGAGAAGGUUAUACAUUGCCUCGUUAUCUGCUUCGACCUGGCCACAAAUACCAACAACAGUGUGGUAGACAUGGAUUAUCUAGACAGGGUUCUGCCCAAGCUCUGUCAUGCAGCGGCCGCUAUGCCCGUGCCGGCACAGGCUCGUCUAGCCAGAAUAUGGGCUGCUCAUUGUUCGGAUCAGUUACAGGCUUUGGUUGCUGCCUGUCAGCAACAGAUUACUCUUCAGGUGCUCCUCGACGAGGACGCGGUGCGCGAGAACGAACGCAUUAUCAGCGUUACCAAAGUUUUAAAGAUUGUCUUCUACGCUAACAUAUUGGCUAGUGAACUCGAGCAUCCCUCUUGCCGUGUGCCGUUGGAUGACCGGAUUGAUAUGGCGGCGAGCUCUUCGUCUGCUGGCGGAGCUAUCGAGGAUGACUUGUUCGUCUACAGUUCGCUGUUGCAGCCGCACAUGCCGAAGUUUGCCGAGGACCAAUUAGAGAAGGCGUUGCAGAUUUCGGCCAUCGACUGUCGGCGACCAUUGAUUCCGCUGGAGGAGUUCUACAAUGAGGCGCUAAGCGAAAACAUUCAAAUGCACCACGACUACCUUUCAUACAAGGCACUGGCCAUGGAGAGUGAAAUGGGCUCCGGCCACACCUUCUCAUUCAUGCUGUAUGCGUUCAUCCUGACGCCGGCCACCAAAGUUGAUGCGCUCUACUACGACAGUCGAAUGCGAAUGUAUAGCGAGCGCUACUCCUCAAUGAUCAACAACUUUGGCCACGACGGUCAGGAUGGCAUGCCUCGUCCGGAUCUCAAGCUGACAGUGCGUCGCGAUCAGCUCAUCAACGAUGCACUCAUCGGGCUGGAACUAGUGGCCAUGAGCAAUCCGAAGGAUCUCAAGAAGCAGUUGGUGGUGGAGUUUGUGGGCGAGCAGGGCAUCGACGAGGGCGGCGUUUCCAAAGAGUUCUUCCAGCUGAUUGUGGAGGAAAUAUUCAACCCGGCUUUCGGAAUGUUUGUGCAGCAAGACGAAACCAAUAAUAUGUGGUUCAACGCCACACCCUUCGAAAAUGGGGCACAAUUCACACUUAUAGGAAUUAUCAUCGGACUGGCGAUCUACAAUAACGUCAUUUUGGCCGUAAACUUUCCCAUGGUUGUCUACCGCAAGCUGAUGGGCUACUGCGGUACGUUUGCCGAUCUGGCCGACUGGAGUCCAACGCUGCACAAGAGCUUACAGUCGCUACUGGACUAUCAGGGCCAGGACAUGGAGGAGGUAUUCGACCAAACGUUCAGGAUCAGCUACAGCAACGUGUUCGGCGAGAUGGUGGAGCACGAGCUGGUGCCAAAUGGCAAGGAUUUGCUGGUUGGUCAGCACAACAAGCAGCUAUUUGUAAAUUUAUACAGCGACUUCUUGCUGAACACCAACAUCCAGCAGCAGUUCAAUGCCUUCCGCAAGGGCUUCGAAAUGGUGACAGACGAGUCGCCGCUCAAGUUGCUCUUCCGGCCGGAGGAUAUUGAAAUGCUUGUCUGCGGUAGUCGAGAAUUUGACUUCGUGGAGCUGGAACACUCCACAGAGUACGAAGGUGGCUAUACGGAGGAAACGAAAAUUAUACAGGAUUUCUGGAGCAUCGUUCAUGCUAUGCCAAUUGAAUCAAAACGAAAGCUGCUCGAAUUCACCACAGGAUCGGCGCGGGUGCCGGUGGGCGGGCUUAAGUGCCUGCGUCUGCUGAUCACCCGUCAUGGACCGGACAGCGACCGACUGCCCACCUCGCACACCUGCUUCAACGUUCUACUGCUGCCGGAGUACAGCAGUCGGGAGAAGCUGGAGGAGCGCCUGCUAAAGGCUAUUAACUACUCAAAGGGAUUCGGCAUGCUAUAGGCCACAACCACUCUCACCAUCACGAGCCACAAACCACCAACAUCUACAAUCAUUAACUACCAAGUUAGAGUCCAAGUCCAAGUUCAAGUCUGUCAUCGCAACUGAUACCACCUCUCUGGGAGAUAGGAGAAGCUGAAGAUUUUGAUGGUUUUGAGUUCGUUUUUGGGUUCUGCCAUUUAUUUUUGAUACGACCUGUUCAAUGAGACAAUAUACAUAUUAAUAUAUAUAUAUGCUCAAUUUCUGGCGCGAUGGCGAGAAAAGCAGACCGAACGGACACGCGAUUUUGUUUCCCUUUGUCGCCCAGUUAAAUGUAAAUAUAAAUGAUUACACCACAUACCACAUUAUGUGAAUUCACCUAUGUAACUCCCAUACUUAAGACGCAACGCGCUGAAUAUUUUGCUAAAUAAAUUUAAAGUUUUGCGCAAAAAUA